AUGGCCGGGGUAUCGCAAGGGAGGAGGCUGCAGCUCAUGAGCAUUCCCAUCCAUCACCAUCCUGAGCCUUCUUCGUUCUCGAGCCCCGUCGCUUCCCUUGUGGAGAGGGAGGCUUGCCCAAGUUGUGGGCAUCCUUUCGAGCCUUGGAACCGAACAUCCCAGCAUCCAGCUCCAGUGCGCGAGACGCCGGCAGAGCGCGAGAUAGACAAGGAGACCUCCAGGGAUGCUGCUGCUGCGGAUGAGGAGGAGAUAACCUCCUGCACCCGCCCACACAAGAAGCCUCCUUUUGUCGUGCCGAACAGACUACCCCUCUAUUCUCCUGGCUCAGGCGUGUAUGGUGACCCUGACGAGCGAGGGAACUGGUUUCUCAUGACGAAUGCACCGUACGGAAGGCAUUCAAGGCCGAAGAACGACGUGUUCGGAGUCGGAGCCACCAUGUUCCCUCCGACUGCUCUGGUAGGAGCUGGAGCAGGCUUCGGUCUUGUCUGCGGGAUCGGACAAGGAUGCGGCAUCUGCCUCGGCAUGGGGAACGGAUGGAUCGCACUCGGAUGUUGUGCUGCUGCUGCUGCUGCUGCUGCUGCUGCUGCUGCUGCUGCUGCUGCUGCUGCUGCUGCUGCUGCUGCUGCUGCUGCUGCUGCUGCUGCUGCUGCUGCUGCUGCUGCUGCUGCUGCUGCUGCUGCUGCUGCUGCUGCUGCUGCUGCUGCUGCUGCUGCUGCUGCUGCUGCUGCUGCUGCUGCUGCUGCUGCUGCUGCUGCUGCUGCUGCUGCUGCUGCUGCUGCUGCUGCUGCUCACUCCAUAUCCCCCAUCACCUUCCCCUCCUCACUUCCUGAUACGAUCCCGCCAGAGCCUGGACAAGUACCUGGACUGGAGGGAGAAGCUGCUGGUGUCGGUGGAGAGGAAGGGAGGAUGGAGGAGCUGGUUCACCUCCCGAGUACAGCACAGCGGGGAGAGCCCAUCCUGCUGGAGCUGGAGCUGGAGCUGGAGCUGGAGCUGGAGCUGGAGCUGGAGCUGGAGCUGGAGCUGGAGCUGGAGCUGGAGCUGGGACUUGCGUCACUGGCUCCCUGGCAGAUGGGGCGAUAUGAGGAAGAGGGGUAG
Guillardia theta CCMP2712 is the source of this 1095-nucleotide messenger RNA. RefSeq lists its product as hypothetical. Bases 1 to 1095 code for a protein of 364 amino acids. The transcript is spliced from 10 exons. The record is from RefSeq and is a predicted model, not a curated record. Lineage: Eukaryota; Cryptophyceae; Pyrenomonadales; Geminigeraceae. Gene Ontology annotation, molecular function: ice binding.